AUGACCGUCCGACGUGGAGAACGUGCUCCAGUCCCUAUCCGGGAGCACAUGGCCAUUGAUGUGUCCCCAGGGCCAAUCCGGCCCAUUGCCCAAAUCUCUGCCUAUUUCCCACAUCCUGGGCUGGAGGGAGUGUUGGCGACACGAGACAGAAUGAGGGGUCAAGGGGCUGCGGUCAUGCCCCCUGGAACCGGGGAAGGCGAAUCGGCAGACGGAGACGAUUCUGAUGAGAACACAUUGCUUGGGACCCUUGAAUUUGACAUUCUCUAUGAUCCCGAAAACUGCACCCUUGACUGCACCAUCCUACGGGCCAAGGGUCUGAAACCGAUGGAUUUCAACGGCCUGGCUGACCCCUAUGUCAAACUGCACCUUCUGCCCGGAGCCUGCAAGGCGAACAAACUGAAGACACGAACCCAGCACAACACUCUCAACCCUGUGUGGAAUGAGGCUCUGACUUACAAUGGAAUAACAGCUGAGGAUAUGGCCCGGAAAACUCUGCGAAUCUCCGUCUGCGAUGAGGACAAACUGACCCACAACGAGUUCAUUGGAGAGACCCGGGUGCCCCUGAGGCGCCUCCGGCCUGGCCAGAAGAGACACUUCAAUCUCUGCUUGGAAAGACAACAGCCACUGGCAUCCCCUUCUUCCAUGACAGCAGCUCUGCGUGGCAUCUCCUGUUACCUGAGAGAGCUAGAACCCCCAGCCGGCUGGGCCCUGGAAGAAAGGGGUCGUAUCCUGCUCGCCCUCACGUACAUCUCUGAGCGCCGUGGAUUGGUGGUGUCUAUUCUUCGCUGUGCCCACUUAGCUGCCAUGGAUGUGUGUGGAUACUCAGACCCUUAUGUAAAAACGUACCUGAGGCCAGACGUAGAGAAGAAGUCAAAGCAUAAAACAACCGUGAAGAAGAAGACGCUGAACCCAGAAUAUAAUGAGGACUUUUUCUAUGAGAUCGAACAGUCAGAUCUUGGUCAGAAAUCCCUGGAGAUAACAGUUUGGGAUUACGACAUUGGGAAAUCUAACGACUUCAUUGGUGGGGUGACCCUCGGUCUAGGGGCCCCUGGAGAAUGCCGACAGCACUGGCUCUCAUGCCUUCAGACCCCCGACUGCCGCCUUGAGCACUGGCACACGCUCACCAACGAGCUCCCAGACUCCUCCACUUUUGGCCCCUGAGAAGCCACCUCGAUUGCCUAUAUAAAGUUGCAUCC
Zootoca vivipara (common lizard) is the source of this 1196-nucleotide messenger RNA. RefSeq names its product double C2 domain alpha (gene DOC2A). Lineage: Eukaryota; Metazoa; Chordata; Lepidosauria; Squamata; Lacertidae. The record is from RefSeq and is a predicted model, not a curated record. Gene Ontology annotation, biological process: spontaneous neurotransmitter secretion; regulation of calcium ion-dependent exocytosis; exocytosis. Gene Ontology annotation, cellular component: membrane; synapse; extrinsic component of synaptic vesicle membrane.